Messenger RNA from Vigna unguiculata (cowpea), 2542 nucleotides. The record is from RefSeq and is a predicted model, not a curated record. Lineage: Eukaryota; Viridiplantae; Streptophyta; Magnoliopsida; Fabales; Fabaceae.
CAAAUAUGUUAUUGUUUGUUCCAUGACUCCAUAAACCUGUCUUGCACUGAGUCAUUGGCAAAAGCUGAUCCAGCACUCGAAUCAUUCAUCUUUGUCUUAGCAUGGCAUUAGAACUUGUUGGUGGUACUCUUCUUUCUGUUUUCCUUAAUGUUGCAUUCGAGAAGCUAGCUUCUCCCCAAAUUCUCGAUUUCUUUCGUACAAGAAAGCUUGAUGAGGAGUUGCUGAACAAGUUGAAAACCAAGCUGAACUCCAUCCAUUCUCUGGUUGAUGAUGCAGAGAGAAAGCAGUUCACGAAUCCACAUGUCAAAAACUGGUUGCUUGAGGUCAAAGAUGCUGUCCUUGAUGCAGAGGAUCUCUUGGAUGAUUUACAAAUGCUCUACAAAAGACAAGUGGAUGCUGAUUCUGAAUCUCAAACCUCUGCAUGUUGUACGUUCAAGGUACUCAAUUUCUUCAAAUCUUCUCCUAUUAGUUCCUAUAAUAAGGAAAUUGAGUCUAGGAUGCAAAAAGUCCUCGACAAACUAGAUACUCUCUUAAGUCAAAGGGGUAAUCUAGGAUUAAAAACAGUUAGGGUUGUUGGAUCUGGGUUGAGCAAUGAACUGCCACAGAAAUCACAAACAACAUCGUUGGUUGUUGGAACUGAUAUUUAUGGCAGAGAUGAUGAUAAAAAACAGAUCGUUGACUGGCUGAUAUCUGACACCAACAAUUCUAACCAGCCAUCAAUACUUUCUAUUGUAGGAAUGGGCGGAGUGGGUAAGACCACUCUUGCUCAACAUGUAUUCAAUGACCCAAAUGUGGAUGAGGCUAAAUUUGAUGUCAAAGCCUGGGUUUGUGUUUCAGAUGAAUUUGAUGUUUUCAAAGUAUCAAGAGCAAUUCUUGAGGCUAUCACAAAAUCAACUGAUGAUAGUAGAGAUCUAGAGAUGGUUCACACAAGAUUAAAAGAACAAUUAACUAAGAAGAAAUUUCUUCUUGUUUUGGACGACCUUUGGAACGAAAACAAACCUAAAUGGGAAGAACUGCAGAAGCCACUAAUGUUUGGAGUCCAAGGGAGUAAGAUUAUUGUGACCACACGUAGCAAGGAAGUUGCUUCUACCAUGCGGUCAGAAGUUCACUCCCUAAAGCAAUUACAAGAAGAUGAUUGCUGGAACUUAUUUGUUAAAUAUGCAUUUAAAGACGAUGAUACUCAACAAAAUCUAGAAUGCACAGAGAUUGGCAAGAAGAUAGUUGAAAAAUGUAAAGGACUACCUCUAGCAUUGAAAACAAUGGGAAGUCUAUUAUACAACAAAUCAUCUGUUUCAGAGUGGGAAAGUGUGUUCCAAAACGAAAUAUGGGAAUUUUCACAAGAGCGUUGUGAUAUUAUCCCUGCUUUAGCACUGAGCUAUAUCCACCUUCCUUCUCAUCUGAAGGUCUGCUUUGCUUACUGUGCCUUGUUUCCCAAGGAUUAUGAGUUUAAGAAGGAGCAUUUGAUGCACUUGUGGAUGACUGAAAAUCUCCUACACUAUCCUUCAGAAAAUUUUUGCAAACAAUACUUCAAUGAUCUACUAUCAAGAUCCUUCUUUCAACAAUCAGGUGAAAAGGAAGAAGUAUUUGUGAUGCAUGACCUUUUAAAUGAUUUGGCAAAAUAUGUUGGUGGAGGCAUAUACUUUAGGUGGGAAGUUAAUCAAGAAGGGAAGAUACAAAAAGUAACUCGUCAUUUUUCAGUUGAAGUUGGAUACAAUCAGUAUUUUGAUGGGUUUGGAACCUCAUGCAACACAAAAAGGUUACGUACAUUUAUGUCGACAGGUUUGGGAAAACUGAAGAAUCUUAAAGUAGUCAUGGAAUCCUUUAAUGUUGGGCAUGGCAGGGAGUUCGGUAUUCAACAGCUAGGAGAGCUCAACCUUGAUGGAAGUCUAUCAAUUAAGGCGCUGGAAAAUAUUGAGAAUUCAGUGGAUGCAUCAGAAGCAUAUUUGAAGAAUAAAACACUCCUUGUGAAGUUAAAGUUGAGAUGGACAAGGAAUAGAGACUCUAUUGAUUCGAAAAAAGAAGAGGAGGUAAUUAAGAACCUGCAACCUUCCGAAAACUUAAAGGAAUUGGUAAUCUUACACUAUGGUGGGAAAGAAUUUCCAAACUGGCUACAUUCAUUACUGAACUUGGUGUCCUUAGAGUUGAAUGGAUGUGACUCUUGUGAACGUUUACCUCCUCUUGGACUUUUGCCAUUUCUUGAGGACUUGAAUAUUAUUGGACUUGACGGGAUAGUGAGUAUUGAUGCUGAUUUUUAUGGGAGCAACUCCUCUUCAUUUAAGUCUCUGCAAAAUUUGAGAUUCUUUAAUAUGGGACAAUGGAAAAAAUGGGAAUGCAAAGCAGGUAUUUUUCCAAAUCUUCAAACACUUUAUAUAAGUGAUUGUCCCAAGCUGAAAGGAGAGUUGCCAGAGCAACUUGUUCCUCUGAAAAAAUACAAAUUACAGAGUGCCAACUACUUGAGGCUUCCGCUCCAAGAGCUCUAGAUUUAAUUGCUUUAGAUUGUGGAAAGUUGCAUUUGGACUGGGCUACCAUGAAAAGUCUCAUA